Molecule: messenger RNA, 2559 nt
Organism: Colletotrichum higginsianum IMI 349063
Lineage: Eukaryota; Fungi; Ascomycota; Sordariomycetes; Glomerellales; Glomerellaceae
Exons: 5
Coding region: 1-2559 (852 amino acids)
Source: RefSeq, a predicted model, not a curated record
AUGGGGAGAGAAAAACGUACACAGCCCGGCCCUCGUGGUGCGGCCAAGGAUCGACACAAGAAAGCUGGCAAGGUCAGCAAGCCCAUUGACCGCAGCGCGCCGCUGCCGCCAGGGCUUGUCGCCGCAAAACCAGUCAAGGCGAUCACCAAUACCAAGCACCAAUCUUAUUUCGAGUUCAUCGAGAACAAAGAGAGGAAGAAGCCGUUGCUUCUCGAGAACACAACGAACACGGACCCGCCACCCGGCAUGAGGUACAUUCCCAUCGGGAAUCCUGAACUGACCGAACGAUGCCAGGACAUCUCAAGAGAGCUGGGCGCUUCGGUCUAUAUUGUGACAAAGGCCAAGAAGGAUGCAUCGGACUUAAGCCUUCAGAUCCACCGAGUCGGGUAUCACAUUCGCGAAAACAUCGUGGACCGGGCAUUAGCCGAGCUUGGGCUGCAUGAUGUCUACGUCCCCGAACUCAUCGGGCAAGGAGACGGUGGGCUGGUAGAAAAAAUUCCCGACGGCCAAGACGAAAUCGACAAGCAGGCGGAUGCCGCGUUGCGCGAGCUUUUCCCCCGGAUCCCGAACACCGACCGACAACAGAUCAUCGAUCAUGCCUUCCAGAAAGGGAGACAUUUCAAAGGCGACCUGGUCGUAGGGUUGCAGCAGGAUCUUUCUCUUUCACGGCGAGUGCAGCUUGCCGUCCUGGCGCACAUUCGGCACAACCACACCAGAUAUGACGAGCUUCUUAGGGAGACAUCGUGGCACAAUGCCAGAAGAGCCACAGAGCAGCUCUGCCUGGACAUCCUCGUCAAGUGGCGAGGUGACGACGAGAACGGCCGCAAUCAGCUUGACGAAAUUCUUCGCGAAGUCGUGGUGUUAUCUGACGACUCAGAUGAUGAGGAAUCGGGCGAGGAGCCCGACUCCGAAUCAUCAGAGAUACUCAUUGACAGGCCGCACAACACUGGCAGAGUGUCGGCGCCAGCCGCAUCCCAGAAUGUCGCCAGCCACCGCAAACGCUUGUCGACGGCCAUUUUAUCCCGUCCGGGGUCCCCAGUGCCCCAUGCGACGCCCGGAACAUCUAAGAGAAUCGCCAAAAGGGCGCGCAAACGCGCUAAUCAUCGUGAGCGCAACUUCAGCCGAUACGAGGCUGCCAGAGAUGCCGCCUGGGAUAGCGCUAUGCGGCGGCAAAGAGCCCCCGAUUGUCGUUCGGACCAGCCAGGUAUGGCGGACAGUUCCGCAAGUCACGGCCGGCCUGCUGCACCUAUCGACAACAGAGCUCCUGUAAAUGAUGACGGCUAUCCGCAUCCGCAGGCGAGGCCUCUCCCUGGCCAGUUCGGCAACAACUUGUAUGAGGACAGGCAGCAUAUGGACGGUGCUUAUGCGGCGCGGUCCCAUCCUAUGCGCUCUCUGUAUUUGCCAUCCAGUUCCACAAUGCAAAAGGUAAAUGACACUAGCAACACUCUCAGUCGUUGCCUCAUGAAUCAUGGAACCGCUCGGUCAUCGGAGAGUCACCAACUGCAAGACUUCCUACAUCCCUCUAUUGAGCCAAAGUCCCCCGACUCUAUCCGAUCUCCAUCACGCUAUACUCGUGGCAUGGUGGAGUACACGGAUCGCAGGGGUGACGAUCUGCAAUGCCGCUUGAACUCCCUACCUCGUGGCCCAGUUGCGCGAGAAGAUCGCCACUUGCAGCGACCUCAGAUUCAACAGAGUUAUUCCGUACAUGCCAGACCUUCGGCCAGAGACCAGGACCUCGUUCGAGCCCCUGAGAUGCCAAUUCACCGUGUGCCACAUGAUACCACUCGAGCGGCAGGUCAUCAGCCAGUACGGGAUUAUGGUUCUGCUAGACCACAUGGCUACAUUGACAGGAUUGCGCACAAGGAAGAGCAGUACGGGCGACUUGACAGGGUUCUUGGCGAGAAGGCCAAUCCCAUUAUGAUUGAGGACCAGACCGUCCAUCCAGGCACAGCCUACCGCACGGGCGAAAGUGUCAGGGACAGAUUCGGGCCCGGUGUCGAGAUACUGGCCGUUCGCCGCCCCAGACAUGAUGAUGGCCCGGAAACAUAUCGGCCCAUUCCCAUGGAUGAGGGCUUCAUUCGUCUGCGAGAGGAUCGCCCUACAGAGCAACGAAACGGGCUGGCAGAGGAGGGUUUCCUCAGACUCAGGGAAUGCCCUGUCACCCGCCCUGGGCCUUCUUUCGGUGAUCAUCGGGCCUAUGGUGUGCCUCAGUUCCGGCCGGUCGACAUUCCUGGACAAGCCGUUUACGUGAGACGUGCCGAGCGAGCGCCCCCCGCUGAACUUUCAUAUCAUGGACCUGGCCAUGGUCGCGUCGAGGGAUUCAGACCCGAGAGGGUUGUACAGGGCGACUUUCUAUCUUCUGCGGAUGGUGGAAUGCCAAUCGAACAUCGUCAAUACCAUCCAUUGCAGGGAACAACAUAUGGUAUACCUGUUCAUCGACAGGCGAGGCCGAUGCAACGAGGAGGGGACCCGUUCAGAUUCGACCAAUACCCACCAUCACCACCUCCUGCACAGCGCCACUGGCCACGUGCAGACGACGGCGUGAUUGUUCUUGAAUGA